AUUGGUCUGUGGUGAGUGGGUGGAGUGUCAACUUUCCCACGGAGCGUGAACGCAGCACAGAGUCCUCCUGGAGACCAAAGUUUUUAUUUUCUUUUUUAGGUCAUUAAUGUAAAAGUGAAUUGUUGUGACAGUGUAGACAGUUUAAAGUAGAUGUCACUGCGCAGGAGAGACAGUUUCAGAGGAAGUGACGUUUAUUUAAAACUGUUUUUCUGUGGUUUGUUUCUGACACUCAAACUCACUGAAAACAGCAGCAAUGUCGCGGCGCAGUGACCGGAAAGAAAACACUUCCACGCCGGAACGCGAACUAAACGGAGCGUUGUUAGUGAACCCGAGGGCGGUGUGUAACGUGUGCAAACGCUUGUACCGGGACCCGAAAAUUCUCCCGUGUCUUCACACCUUCUGUUCGGACUGUGUCGCUCAGCUCGAGCCGUUUUCGGUGUCUUCGCCGGGGGGAGAGGAGGGAGGAGAUGUCGGCGGCGGCAGCGGCACCGUCACGGUGCUCUGUCCGGACUGUGACUCCGAGGUGGAUCUGCCUCCGGCAGGACCGGCCGGACUGAGCACCGACCACCUGGCGCUGGACGACGUCUUCCUGGAGACUCUGGUGACGGACGGCCCGCUGGGAUGUGACCUCUGCGGGGAAGGAGCCGCUGAGAGCCGCUGUGAGGUCUGCUGCGUCAACCUGUGCGAGUUCUGCUGCCAGGCACACAGGCGGCAGAAGCGGACGUCGUCUCACUCCGUGCAGACUCUGAAGGAGCUGAAGUCUCGCGGGCGUCUGUGUCGCCCCGUCCUCUGCUCCCUCCACCCCGGCCAGGAGCUCCGCCUCUUCUGUCAGCCGUGCGACCUCCCCGUCUGCCUGGAGUGUGCCGCCACGCUGCACCGCGACCACCGCUGCUGUCCCACGCGCGACGUCGCAGACCGCCACGGAGACCGCAUCAGAGAGCUGGUCUCUGGGCGCCUGCGGCCUCUCCUGGAUCGUCUGGAGGAGUCGGUGCAGAAGGUGGAAGUCUCCCAGGAGGCUCUGCAGGUACGAGUAGAGACGACAGCCAAUGAGGUCAGAACGUUUGCUCGAGGCUACGCCAGCGCCGUGGAAGCUCACUGCCUGUCUCUGCUGCACCGCCUGGAGGAGAUCCACGUCCAGCGCAGGAACCAGCUGCAUCUGCAGAAGGCUCAGCUGAAACAGGCUCUGCUGGACGUGCAAGGAGGGGUGAACUUCGCCGAGAGACUCCUGAGCUGCGGGUCCGACGCUGAGAUCCUUAGCGCCAAGGGAGUGACCCUGAGGAGGUUGACCAACCUGGCAGAGAGCAGCUACGAUCCCCACCCGGCAACCGUCGCCCCCGACGACUGCAGCAGUAUCUGCUUCAUUGCCAGGGAGCCGGCAGGCGAGGUGGACGCGUACCCAGUGGUCGGAGUCAUCAACUACAAGACGGUGGACCUCAGCAAGUGCACCAUUGAAGGGGAAGGUCUUCACCUGGGCAGAGAGGGUCAGCGGGGUCACUUCACCCUGGUGUGCCGGGACGCGGCCGGAGAGCAGAUGACGCGUGGCGGGGAGCACGUCCUGGUCAGCGUCGUCGACAAGGAGAAGAAGAACCGCACCGUGGAGACGACGGUGGUCGACAACAACGACGGAUCCUACGGGGUUUCGUACACGGCUGAAGAGCCGGGGACCUUCUCAGUGCGGGUUUGUGUUAGAGCUCAACACGUCAAGGGUUCGCCGUUCAUCUUGAACGUGAAGAGGAAGACCAGGCGUCACGCUGGGACUUUUCACUGCUGCUCCUUCUGCUCCAGCGGAGGAUCCAAGGAGGCUCGAUGUGGCUGCCCGGGAACAAUGCCGGGAGGAUUUAAAGGCUGUGGUCACAGUCACAAAGGACACCCAGGAAAACCCCACUGGUCCUGCUGCGGCAGCACCGUGGAACAGUCCGAGUGUUUGCCUCCGAGCGUGUUGGCUGCGGUCUCUCCGCGCGGCCACCUCCGAACUGUGGAGCUCUGAGUGACGCGAGAACGCACGCCAAGAGACGACAAUGACAAGGUUAGAGCAGCAGGGGGCGUCAGAGACGCAGUGACUGAGGCAGGACGUCCCAGUCACUGUGUCUCUAAGGUUCUCACCUUUGACUGACGCUUCUGGUCAAGUUGUGUCUCACAACAACAACACAAACACAAAACUUCAACGAGCCACUCGGUGCCUGUGUAGUAGUUUCUAUACUCUGAAUAUGCCUUAUUUUCAAUGUGAGAAAGUUUACAGUACAAUUGUUUUUAUUAUCAUUAUUGUUAUUAUUUGUAAAGUAGACAAAAAAUCUUUAAGAUAGAAAACCUCUUUAUUUGUGGUCCAAGGUCUUCACAUUAACAGGGAACUUCUCGAACACUGUGAAAUGCUGACUCUUAAGUUUCACCAGUUUUCAAAGGAUACGUUUAAGUCUGUACGAUGAAAUAAACACGUGUAUUUUUCAGUUUUUAAA
Messenger RNA from Solea senegalensis (Senegalese sole), 2453 nucleotides. It is a transcript of the gene trim45, whose product is annotated as tripartite motif containing 45. The record is from RefSeq and is a predicted model, not a curated record. Bases 254 to 1987 code for a protein of 577 amino acids. Gene Ontology annotation, molecular function: zinc ion binding; ubiquitin-protein transferase activity; protein binding. Lineage: Eukaryota; Metazoa; Chordata; Actinopteri; Pleuronectiformes; Soleidae. The transcript is spliced from 8 exons. Gene Ontology annotation, biological process: positive regulation of DNA-templated transcription. Gene Ontology annotation, cellular component: nucleoplasm; chromatin.